UGAAUUAGUUCGUCCGCCCAUGAGACGUUCUUCAGGGACGCUGGCUCACUCUCUCGCGCAUCGGUAUGGUUCUAGUGCUAGGAUAUUUUUCCGCGCACAGGUUUGCAGGUUGAACGGCGACAUCUUUUCUUGAGUCUCCUUUUAUUAUUAUUAUGUUCUUCUUGAAUUGAAACAAGAGAACAAGAGAACAACAGAAAUGUCGAGCUCUCGUAUAUUGACUGUAGAGUGAUAUGGGAUGAGGUCGGUAGAUGAAGGCUUCUUCGAAACGAGUCACACUGUUUAUGAGUCGACUCAUGCUUUGUACCUCGUAAACCUCUCUCAUAAGGUAGCUCCACUGACAACUGAAGUACCUCCCCACAUGUUGAGUAUGGACGAGAUACUUACGGGUACAUCGACGUUAGGAGUUUUGGGGGCUUUACUUCGUAGUUGUGUUCGGCGGACGAGGCCGACGCCGGAGUUCGGGGGUGAACGCGGCGUUCCCACGUGUGGUAGCUUGAAUUUGGAAAGCUCACCUCAGGUGCUCCUUACUUUAGUAGCUACAAGCACCAUCAAGAAGACGUGUUGAAGGCACCGAAGGAAACGAAAUAUCCUUCAGACUCUGGUUCUUUCAGAAAGCUUAAUCCUUCUUUCAAAUCCCA
This is a messenger RNA of Sodiomyces alkalinus F11, 638 nucleotides long. RefSeq lists its product as hypothetical. Lineage: Eukaryota; Fungi; Ascomycota; Sordariomycetes; Glomerellales; Plectosphaerellaceae. The record is from RefSeq and is a predicted model, not a curated record. The coding region runs from base 236 to 565 and encodes 109 amino acids. The transcript has a single exon.